Messenger RNA from Salarias fasciatus (jewelled blenny), 1469 nucleotides. RefSeq names its product LanC lantibiotic synthetase component C-like 2 (bacterial) (gene lancl2). Gene Ontology annotation, cellular component: plasma membrane. The record is from RefSeq and is a predicted model, not a curated record. Gene Ontology annotation, biological process: carbohydrate metabolic process; peptide modification. Lineage: Eukaryota; Metazoa; Chordata; Actinopteri; Blenniiformes; Blenniidae.
CCUCAGAGGACUGUUUUGGCCGCGCUCGGCCGCCGUAGCGAUGGGAGACAACAUGUCGAAGCGGCUGAAGCUCAUUUCCUCAGACGCGGAGAUGGAGGAGCGCUCUUUCCCGAACCCCUACCCGGACUGGGACCAGGGCGUCCUGUCAGCCGCCUCCGGAGCAGACGCGGACUACCAGGAGCCGUUUGACGCCGACGGGAAGAUCAGCGCCUCGUUCCAGAGGAAGGUCCAGAGCAAGAUCAAGGACCUGCUGCAGCAGAUGGAGGAGGGGCUGAAGACCGCCGACCCCCACGACUUCUCCACCUACACCGGCUGGACAGGCAUCGCCCUCCUGUACCUCCAGCUGCACCGCGUCACCCAGGAGCCGUCCCACCUGCAGAGGGCGCUGGACCACGUCAAGAGAGCCAUGAGGGUCCUGAACGGCCGCAAGGUCUCCUUCCUGUGCGGCGACGCCGGGCCGCUGGCCGUGGGCGCCGUGGUGCACCACCGGCUCAACAACGCCGCCGACCGCCAGGACUGUCUGGCCAGGCUGCUGCAGCUGCAGCGCCCCGUCCUCAGCUCAGACGCCGACAUGCCGGACGAGCUGCUGUACGGCCGCUCCGGCUUCCUGUUCGCUCUGCUCUACGUCAACAAGGAGGUCGGCGGCGACGCCGUGGAGGAGGACACCGUCACCAAGGUGGUGUCGGCCAUCGUGGAGUCGGGGAAGAACCUGUCGGCGGAGCAGAAGAAGACGGAGCGCUGCCCCCUGCUGUUCGAGUGGCACAGGAAGCAGUACCUGGGCGCCGCCCACGGCCUGGCGGGGAUCUACUACAUGCUGAUGCAGCCCGGAGCCCGGCUGCCCCCCGACCUGCUGUCCGAGCUGCUGCGGCCCUGCAUCGACUACGUUCGCCACAAGAGGUUCCGCUCGGGGAACUUCCCGUCGUCCCUGAGCAACGAGAGCGACCGGCUGGUGCACUGGUGCCACGGAGCGCCGGGCGUCGUGCACACGCUGCUGCUGGCCCACAAGGUCUUUAAGGAGGAGAAGUACCUGAAGGAGGCGGCGGACUGCGGGGAGGUCAUCUGGCAGCGGGGGGCUCUCCGGAAAGGCUACGGCAUCUGCCACGGCACCGCCGGCAACGGCUACGCCUUCCUCAGCCUCUACAAGGCCACCCAGGACAGGAAGUACCUGUACCGCGCCUGCAAGUUUGCCGAGUGGUGUCUGGACUACGGGAAGCACGGCUGCAGGAUCCCGGACAGACCCUACUCUCUGUUCGAAGGCAUGGCCGGCACCAUCUACUACCUGUCAGAGUUGGCCGAUCCUCAAGCUUCCUGUUUCCCUGCGUUUGAACUCUGACCUGCCGAGGAGGAGGAGCCUUGACCUUUGCCCUCAGGCUGGAUCAGUGAUCGGAUCGAACUGGACACAGAAACUGAACGAAUUGGUUCUGAACCACGUCGGAGCGCCACACACUCCGAGCCUUUCCUCCCGCUGU